UAACAGCAACUUUAUUAUUUCUUUUAUCCCAUGCUGCACACAUUGUGAAUUUCUUUCAUAUUACCUUUGUGCUGCUCAGUUUCAGCAAGUUUCGCCCUGCAUUCAGAUCAACAGAUAUUUUGAGGAUACAGAGAAAAUUGAAUUUAUGUUUAAAAAUCCACUAAAUUAAACUAAAAUUACCACUUGAAGCUGAAGAAACAAACACUAUGGUUUAGCUAUGAGCAGGAAACACUCAAUAAUGAUAAACCUGCAGUGAGAUUUAAAAUUUCCACUCUCCUCUGACGGGAACAAUCACAGCCACAGUUUCACACUGUGCCCUCUCUUUUCCCUUUCGUCCCUCUCUGUCUUUAUCUUUUUCUACCUCACUGUAAGAAUGUUUGGUUUGGUUUUAUUAGGUCUUAAAUCAAUACAUACGUAACAAAAAUAUGCAGAAAAUGUAAGAACAGAGAUUCGACAUAGUGGGGUUACAGACACACAAAGAUAAAAUACAAAAUUGAAAAAUGCAUGAAGCAAAGCCAGUUGGCCUUGCGUUUAACUUGCAGUGUGAAAACACAAAACGUUUAAAUAACUAGCAUCUUAUUGUCCUGUGUUUUUUUAUUGUGUGAUUUGUUUAUGUAUUCUUAAUAUGUCACAUUUUUUGCCAAAGGACUGCAGUGGGAAAUUAACACUGGCACAUUUGCAGAAAUGUUUAUUAAUGUACAUUGUGCUUAUAUAUAAAGAAAAUGAAAUUAAAAUGAAUAGGAAAAGUUAUAAUAAGCAUUUUUUUGGAUACCAAACUACAAAAGUGAAUUCUGACCCCAGGGGACAAUGUGCAGAACAAGAUAAUUGAAAAAUACUUGACAAAAUACCAGCUUUGGUAUAGGCUGAGUGCACAGGACACAUCGCAGUUUUCAGGCAUCAGUUAUAAGCAGUUAAAAUAGAUGACUGAAAGUAAUGGGAAACUGGUUGUGACAUCCAGCCUUUGCCACUCGAAAUGGUUGUAUUACCAGUGCAAACUUGACCAAAGAGUACAUGCUUAACCCUGUUAUCCCUUUUUUAAAGAUGGUUUACUCUGCAGAAAGUUUAAUCUUUAAUUAAAAUUAAACAAAUGAUUCUGUUUUGUGUGAUUUGUAAGUGAGCUGAGAUGGAGAGUGUGGCAGGUUCACUUUGUUCACAUUAGUUGUCCUUUCAGCCGUGCUUGCUCAUCAAAAAUGUUCCUGAGUUUGACCAGCAUACAUUUACAUACACCUGCAACACGGACCAGGGUUAAUAAGCAAGAAUGUUCACUGUUAAUGUCCAACACUCAUCCAUUACUGUUAGUCAUUUCAGUCGUGUCAAGGAACCUCAUCCUGGGAGCCAGUUGUUCCUUUACUUAAAUACUGGGAACCUGUGACAGCGAGUGCUUUGCCAGUCAUUAACAGUGAAAUCUGAAACCACAACAAACAUAUAGUCUCAAGCAUUUAAAGCACAGACAAAGGCAUUGUGAAGCAUGUAGCAUGGAUAUUGUAAUUAAUAUCUAAAACAAAAAUUGGUGUUUAUCCAAGACUAAAAUAAAAUACAAUAAAAUGCAACCAUACAACUUUAUUUUCCAUUGACAUGAACUUAAACCAUCCCUUGUCUGUAAAAACACCAUUAAACAUAAACCACUAAAGACAACAACAGACCAUAUGAAACAUUAAUGAUAUCACAAAGAUGUGAAGAACAUCUACUAUACAUGUACAGUAUGUAUUGUGUGUGUCCUGUCACACAAAUUACUGAGUGCAGGCUACAGUUUGUUCCCUAACAAUUUUUUAAUACACCCGACUAAUUCAGUUCUAAUAAAAAUUCAAAACUUCAGCUCAUUCUGAGGUUUUACAGCAAUUUGACUGGUUAUGUUAACCACUUUACCAUUAAUUAUUUUCAUUUUUAAAUCGCUCAUGUCAAAACAGAUAAUGGUUCCAACAGGACUCUGACUCUGAUCAGAUUUUUUUUGUUUUAAUUUUCACUCAUUAUCAGUUUUUUCAUGUCUCUUUCAUCGGUUCUUUUCACACAAUCUGAAUAACAAGAUAAACCUCAAUCAAUAAUGAAAACCAUUUUGACAAAGACCCUUUUAAAAUUUAACCAGCUUAACAUCAACAUCAAAUAAAUGAUUUGAAGGAGCCCUGUCAGGAGUGUGACUAAUGGAUUUGUGUUAUAAGGUUACCUUGUUCAAAGGUAAAUGGGCUUUUAUUUACCAAGUUUUAAAAUGAAAGUGAUAUAUUAGACCCUACAUAGAAUGUAUACAGAGAGACAUAUAUACUUAUUGUGUAUGAUACUCCAUCUGUAAGGCCUGGGUUUAUUUUUUAUUUGUUAAUCAGCUCAUAUCACCUCUCGCUCUUUUUUGAUUUUUCAACUAUACAUUGAUUCUGUUAAUGUUUUUAUUUCAUUUUAGUCAAUCGUCACAAACAACGUAGUAUACGUGAGAGAAAAUAACCUGAUGUGUUAUAAGUUUAGAGUGUCCUGGUGCAUGAACCUUAUCAUGUAGACUCAUGCUGUUAGGAGAUACCUGCAUUUUCUCUGUCUUUAUUCACAGGCUGUACAGAUGCCACUUUAAUAGUAAGGGCAUGUAUGAAACAAAUUGAACCAUUUGAUUUAGUGAAGUAAAAUGUUUUAAUUAAAUUGAAUAAAAAACUUGACUACUCAAACAGAUUUCUGAUACAAAGCCAAAUCAGCUGAUCUCUCUUUAUUGAUCAGGAAGGAGACUUAUUUUAGGCUAGUUAUCAACCUUUUUUUUUUUUUUUUUUUUUGGAUCAUCCAAAAAACAUCCCAUAAAAGAUAUCGGGCAAUGCCAAUAGCACAAUGUGUAGCGGUUUUCCUGCUGACACUGAAAACAUUGUCACUUUAUCUCCUGAAUGAGGAAGGUUUGGCAGCCAUAAAGAUAAGAUGUUUCAAUCUGGUUCAUACACACACACCUAUCUAGCAAACUGUUGUUGUUCCAAAAGUGAGAGAUGAGUGCGCUUUUUCCAAAAGAAAAGCUGCAAACUAAUCUGUAACACAGAGCUAAGUAACUAUCAGUGGGUGUUUGUGUGUGUUUUUGUAUAGGCACUGCUGUAUGGAUGAAACAGUGUUUGUCAGUUGCAGCGUUUCAAUGUGUCUCUAAGUGUCAAGAUUUACCAGUUUUCACAGUUUGGAGUGUUUACCAAAGUCUGGCCUUUCCCACCAAGUUAAUCACUAUAGGAACACGCACACGAACACACAUACCCUCAGGUGUGUGUAUGCAGAACAGGCACAUGUGGGGAGGUGGUUGUUCUCUUAUAAGGGCAGGAAAGCACCGGUCACUCCCACACUCCAAAAACAGCCGAAGAAAUAACCACUGUCAAUCAGUACAGAUUGAGGUUGCUUAACUCCCACUUCACAGAGUCUGGCUUUUGUUGUGCAACAGACACCUGUAGCUGACCUUUCCAUCGAGAGGACCCUCAAGCAGAAAGGAGGAGCUCAAAGACUCACUGGCCGAAUUUGCUCAGACAGACGUGGACAUGGAGGAGAGGGACUAUCCAUCCAGGGACUAUUUUGUACAGAGGGAGGUUCUGGAUGAGUUCCGUCUGGAUGAAGUGGCACAAAAAGGGACGUGGUCCACCAAACCACCCUUUGGGGAACGGGUGAAAGAGUCCCUGAGGUGUUCUGUGCCCAGGCUGAAGCACACAGUGCAGAGCUGGGUGCCCGUUCUUGGCUGGUUGCCUCACUACUCCAUCAGAGAAAAUGCUAUAGGGGACCUGAUCUCGGGCUGCAGCGUGGGCAUCAUGCAUCUGCCGCAGGGCAUGGCAUAUGCUCUUCUGGCUUCCUUACGGCCUGUGUUCGGCCUGUACACGUCCCUCUACCCGGUGCUGAUCUACUUCAUCUUUGGUACUUCCAGACACAUCUCCAUAGGUACGUUUGCUGUGAUCAGCAUCAUGAUUGGGAGUGUGACAGAGAGGAUUGCACCCGACAGUAACUUUAUUGUAAAUGGCACCAAUGGGACAGACAUUGUGGACAUCGAUGAUCGGGAUGCCUUCAGAGUACAGAUAGCAUGUUCCCUCACAGUCUUGGCAGGAAUCUUUCAGAUCCUGUUAGGUGUGGUGAGGUUUGGGUUCGUGGUCACGUACCUGUCUGAGCCGCUGGUUCGAGGCUACACCACAGGAUCAGCAUGUCAUGUAUGUGUCUCACAGCUCAAGUACCUGUUUGGAGUCACACCAUUGCGAUUCACUGGUCCUCUCUCCCUUAUCUAUACUCUGGUGGACAUUUGCCGACUGCUGCCUCAGACCAAGGUGCCGGAGCUGGUGGUCAGCCUGGUGGCGCUCUCUGUUCUCAUUGUGGUCAAAGAACUCAAUGCCUGCUACAGACAGAAGCUGCCUCUGCCCAUCCCUAUAGAGCUCAUAGUUAUCAUAGCAGCAACAAUCAUCACCCACUAUUGUGGACUUACAAGUAAAUACAGCAUUGAUGUGGUUGGAGAGAUACCCAGUGGGCUCAAGGCCCCUCGAGCUCCAGAUACCACUUUGUUCUCACAGGUAAUAGGUGAUGCUUUUGCCGUGGCCAUUGUGGGCUACGCCAUCAACAUUUCCCUCGGCAAAACAUUUGCCCUCAAACAUGGCUACAAGGUGGAUAGCAACCAGGAGCUGGUUGCUCUGGGUCUGAGUAACACUGUCGGUGGAUUUUUCCAGUGUUACUCAGUGACCUCCUCCUUGUCUCGCAGCCUCGUUCAGGAGAGCACAGGGGGAAAGACACAAGUUGCAGGAGUGAUUUCCUCCGUCAUUGUGCUGAUCACGGUUUUGAAAAUAGGUGCUCUGUUUGAAGAUCUCCCAAAGGCUGUCUUAUCUACCAUAGUGUUUGUGAAUCUGAAAGGAAUGUUUAAGCAGUUCAUGGACAUACCUGAGCUGUGGAGGACCAACAAGGUUGAUCUGCUGGUGUGGCUGGUGACAUUCACAAGCACCAUCCUGCUCAAUCUGGACCUGGGUCUGGCCGUCUCCAUUGGCUUUUCCAUGCUCACGUUCAUCUUCAGGACACAACUACCCCGUUACGCUAUCUUGGGCCACGUGUCAGGCACUGACUUGUAUCUGGACACGGAGUCCUACAGGGAGGCUAAAGAGAUUCCAGGAAUUAAAAUCUUCCGUUCCUCUACAACUAUCUACUACACAAAUGCUGAGAUGUACUUGGAGGCCCUGCAAGAGAAGAGUGGAAUUGAAAUCGGGAAGCUGCUGACGGCAAAGAAGAAACGAGACGCCGAGCUGAAGCGUAAACAAGAGAAACAGAAAAAGAAAGAGAAAAAGGAGGCAAAGAAACAAAAAAAAGCAGUCAGCCACCUGUCCAAUGGCACACUCUCUUUGAAGGAGUUAGAGAUGAAUGAGGGGAAAGUCUCUCCAGGAUUGAGCGGACAGAUUCAAGGGAAUGGUCCAGCCUUAAGCCUGACAGAGACCUCUACAAAUAGCCUCAGUAAAGGACAAGUGAACUGGGCUUACCAACAUGACAAAACCAUGCUGGACUCGGAUUCGGACACUGGUUGCCCCGGCGAUGGCAGCAUCAACCAGGAAUCCCGACAUGGUGAUGACAAGAUAGGAUGGGCCUGCGGAUCAGGCACACACAGCAUCAUCUUGGACAUUUCAACAACCAGCUUUGUGGACACAGUCACUGUGAAUACACUGAAAAAUAUUUUCAGGGACUUUGAGGAGAUUGAUUUGGACAUCUAUCUAGCAGGCUGCCAAGCCUGCGUCGUGGAGCAGCUGGAAACUGCAGGUUUCUUCUCAGAGUCCAUCCCAAAAAGCCGGUUGUUUGUCACAGUUCAUGAUGCAGUGCUUCAUAUUCUCAAGAAACGGGGGCAGACAGACUUCAUACUUGUACGUUCAUCAAUAUGACUAUUCAUGACACUUCUAAGGAUGUUUCCUGCAACACCCAGAUGUAACCAUUAGGGGUCAGACUGUUCCAACUCUCGCCAUCUUCCUCCUCCUCCUCCCUUUCUUGGGCUACUGGCUGCUCCAUUGCUCACUACUGGUCGUCAUUGUCUCUGAAUGCACCACCUUGACAUGGCGGCUGGUUGCCAUGGAAAUACAGGGAGCCGUUGCUGUGGCAACAGGCUUUUUAUGAUAUCGCCUAAUGAGAUAGCCAGCAAUACGUCAUUGCAGCUCUCUCGCUCUGUGGUGAGUGUGUGAGAGACAGAGAAGGGGCGGGGGUUGAGUAGGAGAAUGUAACAUUGGACUAAUAGGAGUCUGUAUUUAUAGCCUGUGUGAGAGAGCAGAGAAUGACUGAAAGGUUGACUGUAAGGGGAAACUCACAUAUAUUGAGGUGUUGCUGUAAACAGACGGAAAAUGAUGUGUGUGUGUAUGUGUCUGUCAAUCUAUAUCCUUGAAUCAAUGCAAUUGGCCCUCCUGUUCCUUUAGAAAAGGAAAGCCAGACGUCUUCCAUAAUAAAUCAAUAGAAUGUAAAUAUUUGUCAUUGAUAUGGCCAGGCCAUUCCCUCUGGGAGGGGUUCUUAGUUCUUACAUUACAACCCAUUUGCUCCAAAAUCCUUCAUCAAUGAGCUGAAUUGCAGAUGUGGUAUAAUAGGUGUUAUGUUUUCACAGAGCAGCAGCUUUUAAACACAGUCCCGGUGUAUUUAUAGUCAGUAUUCACACAUCUGAUUCCUCUGACAUCUGAAGCUCUGCUAUUUUUGGGAUCCAGUCGCGUGUUGCAUCUAUCAUAACUCUCUAGCAUUUGCCAAGCACUGUGUUGUAACGUAUGCUACAUGUUUCACAUAUAUGUAAUUGAUUUGGAUAGCCCACCCAUUUAUAUUUGCUCCCCAGCCAUAUAUAUAUAUAUUUUUUUUUUUACUUUCAGAAAUGUAUGUGAAAGCAAUAAACAUUUAGAAGGUCUGCAAGACAGAUGCAUUUAUGUGCAAUUUUGUAGAUUGGAAAAAUGAGUGCGGAGCUAUUUUUCAGCGGACUAAGUGGGAUGUCAGGGCUUCCUGACACAGUGGCUGACCACCAUAAAUAAAUGAUCUACCUGCAAUAUGUAAGGGGUCCUUCCAUUAUUAGUUUGUUGGAUUAACCACUCCAAUGUAAACAAUGUCAAGUGUUAAAAAAAAAACACAUUUCCUUGAGAGUGCCUAUUGCACAACAAUGUGUUCACUGACUGAUAACACUUCUAGUUAGCUACUUUAUAAAUGUUUAACUAUCAAAUAUCUCUUGGGAGUUUAUUUUUAUACAGGUAAAGGUGUAACAUAUUUAAUGAGAUUGAAGCAGGAUACUUUCUGUACAUAUCCACAGUGUGUUUUAUGAAUAAAAAUGAAUGAGACCAUGUAAAUAAAGAGUCACAAAAACACAUAGCA
Seriola aureovittata is the source of this 7269-nucleotide messenger RNA. It is a transcript of the gene slc26a6l2, whose product is annotated as solute carrier family 26 member 6. The transcript has 19 exons. The record is from RefSeq and is a predicted model, not a curated record. Bases 3474 to 5822 code for a protein of 782 amino acids. Gene Ontology annotation, cellular component: membrane. NCBI's taxonomy places the organism in Eukaryota, Metazoa, Chordata, Actinopteri, Carangiformes, Carangidae. Gene Ontology annotation, molecular function: secondary active sulfate transmembrane transporter activity; bicarbonate transmembrane transporter activity; oxalate transmembrane transporter activity. Gene Ontology annotation, biological process: transmembrane transport.